This is a messenger RNA of Cordyceps fumosorosea ARSEF 2679, 1782 nucleotides long. Its product is annotated as Peptidase S10, serine carboxypeptidase. Lineage: Eukaryota; Fungi; Ascomycota; Sordariomycetes; Hypocreales; Cordycipitaceae. The record is from RefSeq and is a predicted model, not a curated record. Gene Ontology annotation, biological process: proteolysis. Bases 1 to 1782 code for a protein of 593 amino acids. Gene Ontology annotation, molecular function: serine-type carboxypeptidase activity. The transcript has a single exon. Gene Ontology annotation, cellular component: fungal-type vacuole.
AUGGUCGCCUUGCAUCUACUACCGGGCUUGCUCCUUGGCCUUGGCCUUGGCCUUGGCAGCCACGCAGCUGCCCAGUUUGUCACUCCGCCGACCGGUUUCACUAAGGUCACCGGGUAUGCUGGCGUCCCCGUCCGCUACAAGCAGGUGCCUCCGGGCAUCUGCGAGCUGGACCCCAAGGUCCGGAGCUUCUCCGGGUACGCCGACGUCGCGCCGGACCAGCACAUGUUCUUCUGGUUCUUCGAGGCGCGAGACGUGAACCCGGCCGAGGCGCCCCUAACCGUCUGGGUCAGUGGCGGACCCGGAUCCUCGUCCAUGAACGGCCUAUGGAAGGAGCUCGGUCCCUGUCGCGUCGACUAUCACGGCGACGUCUUCAACAACCCGCACUCGUGGUCGCGGUCCAGCAACUUGCUCUUCGUUGACCAGCCCACCCACGUCGGCUUCUCCUACGCCGUGCCCGUGCCCGGCAUGGUCGACUCGGCGACCAACGCCAUCAUCCCGCUGCCCGACAACACCUGCCCGGACAUCGCCAACGGGACCUGCGGCACCUACUCACUGCCCCAUGCCAACCUUACGGCCAACUCGACCGUCAACGCCGCGCCCAACAUGUGGCGCACGCUGCAGGGCUUCAUGGGCGCCUUCCCGCAGUACUCGCGUCGCGGCCUCAACUUUGUCAGCCAGUCCUACGGCGGCCACUACGCGCCCGUCUUCGCCGAGUACUUUUUGCAGCAAAACGCCCAGAACAUCCCCGGCACCCAAAUGAUGGACCUCCGCAGCGUCCUCGUCGGCAACGGCUGGUACGACCCCCUCGUCCAGUUCCAAGCCCACUACAACAUUUCCGUCUCCCCCGGCAACACCUACGACUUUUCCCCUUUUAACGCCUCCACCGAGCAGAAGCUCUACAACAACCUGUACGGGCCCGGCAACUGCGUCGACGGCAUCAAGGACUGCUACAAGACCGGCGACGACAAGGUGUGCCACGAGGCGGAAAAGUUUUGCGUCGCGAACAGCGAAAACUUUCUCGAGGACGAGGUCGGCCGCGACGGCUACGACAUCCGCCAGAUGCAGCCGAACCCGUUCCCCUACCACUUCUACCACGCGUACCUCAACCGCGCGGACGUGCAGGCCGCCAUCGGCGCGCACACCAACUUCACGCCCAGCAGCGCCGCCGUGCUCGCCGCCUUCCAGGCCACCGGCGACGGCGCCCGCACCGCCGGGUCAGUCGAGGCGAUGCGGCGGCUCGUCGCUGCCGGCGUCGACCUCGCGCUGUGGGCCGGCGACGCCGACUACAUCUGCAACUGGCUCGGCAGCGUCGUCGUCGCCGACAUGGUCGCCGCCCCCGGCUGGGCGUCCGCGGGCUACGCGGACUUGAAGACGAGCGACGGGCGGGUCAACGCGCAGGUGCGGCAGAGCGGCGGGUUCAGCUUUGCGCGCUUCUUCGAGGCCGGGCAUGAGAUGCCGUUUUUUCAGCCGCUCGCGGCGCUCGAGUACUUUGAGCGGGUCAUUGGCGGCCGCGACAUCGCCACGGGCGAGACGACGGUCCGUAAGGCGGCGGAAGCGGCGGCGGUGGCGGCGGCGGCGGCGGCGAAGGGGGGGAAGCAGUGCGCGUAUAGCAGCAUGGGCUCGUCGGCGAGCACGUACCAUCAGGGAAACGGGACGGUGCAGUUUGCGGUGACGCCGAAGAAUAUCAUGUAUGAUACCGGCACGCACAAGGCGGGUGCUCCGUGGCCCGACAAGGCGUGCAGCAAGAAGCAAGGCCGGAUGUUGAAUCUUUCUCGUCCGUGA